Vicia villosa (hairy vetch) is the source of this 956-nucleotide messenger RNA. RefSeq names its product polyadenylate-binding protein 2-like. Bases 111 to 713 code for a protein of 200 amino acids. Gene Ontology annotation, molecular function: RNA binding. Lineage: Eukaryota; Viridiplantae; Streptophyta; Magnoliopsida; Fabales; Fabaceae. The transcript is spliced from 6 exons. The record is from RefSeq and is a predicted model, not a curated record.
UAUUAAUGACAAAACAACUUUAAAAAGAGUGUCCGUCAGAAGGAGAAUUGUUGGAGAAGUGGAGGGAUUGAAACCGCAGGUGACGACGGCGUACCUUCUGUGACGGAGACAUGGAAAACGAUGACGUUGAUAUGGUCGGCGCCGACAACAACGAAGCCCAGGAUUUGGAUGACAUGAAGAAACGGUUGAAGGAAAUGGAAGACGAAGCGGCUGCUUUGAGAGAGAUGCAGGCCAAGGUCGAGAAAGAAAUGGGAUCCGCGCAAGAUCCCGCUAAUGCUUCUGCUAGUCAGGUCAAUAGGGAGGAAGUUGAUUCUCGAUCAAUCUUUGUGGGCAAUGUGGACUAUGCAUGUACUCCCGAAGAAGUGCAACAGCAUUUUCAGUCGUGUGGAACGGUAAACCGAGUCACCAUUCGCACUGAUAAGUUUGGCCAACCCAAGGGUUAUGCUUAUGUAGAAUUUGUUGAAGUAGAAGCUGUUCAAGAGGCUCUUUCCCUGAAUGAAUCUGAACUGCAUGGACGGCAACUGAAGGUUACUGCUAAGAGGACCAAUGUACCUGGGAUGAAACAAUUUCGUCCCCGUCGGCCUAGUAAUCCUUACAUGGGAUUUCGAGGCAGAACUCCAUAUCCACCUCCUUUUGCCUAUGCCCCUGCUCCUUAUGGAUAUGGAAAGGUUCCAAGGUUCCGAAUGGGGAUGCGCUACAGCCCUUACUAUUGAAUGGAUUUAUUGAUUAUUGGAUGGAUGGACUGAUAUAAUACUCUUCUCCUUCUCCCUCACAUGUUAUCAUGGCUGAUGUUUUGGCCUAUAAUGAGAGUAUUAUCUUAGGUGGUAACCUAGACUGAGGUUGUUUGUUGCGAGAGGAUUGAACAUAUUUAAGAGUAAACCUUGUAAACUUGUGGUGUUUUCUUCUGUUUUUAUUUAGUGUUUAUAUUUAUAUAUAUUCAAAUGUUCUUUGUAAAA